Molecule: messenger RNA, 1830 nt
Organism: Drosophila obscura
Lineage: Eukaryota; Metazoa; Arthropoda; Insecta; Diptera; Drosophilidae
Exons: 6
Coding region: 91-1626 (511 amino acids)
Source: RefSeq, a predicted model, not a curated record
CAUAUAUCGCUGCAGCUGAUAAGAAAAAGUGGGUGCAGCAAUGCAAUAAAAAAUAAAAAGUAAAAUUAAAUUUAAAUGUGAUACAACAGGAUGGCUGAACCACUGAAUCUCACCGCCCGGGAAGUGCAGCAGGUAUUUGCAGAGAUUCUCAGCCAUGGCGAGGACAUCACCUGGGAUCUAUUGCCGAUCCCUGACAGAUUGAUGCAAAACCAAAAAGACAUCCUGAAAUGCAAGAUUGGGGAGAUAUUUAAUCAUCAGUUUGGUACAUCUCAGAUUGGCUAUGCAAUUUCCGUCUACAUACAUACCUACAUACCCUCAGGUAAAUACACCAAUGGCCAGUCCCUUUCUGCGCUUUUCUUUGUGGUGAUUGUGAAGGGCGUGACUGAACCGAAGCUAGCGGAGACGAACAGAUCCUGGUCGCUCCAUCCAGUUUUCCGCUGCCGUCGCUGCGUUGCCGACAGGGGCGAAGGGAGGAGCCGCAGCCGGGACUGUUGCAUGAUCUAUGUGGAUCAAAGUGGCGUUUAUAAUGACUGGGAUACAUACUUAAAGCAAACGGCUCUGCCCGCAGGGGUUAUGGUAACCUGUGAUCGAGGCGUCUACAAGCUGAUCGAUGGCCAGGUUGAGCUGAAAACAUACUUGAUAAAGGAGGGACGCUCCCCAUCGGAAUGGAUUGCAGGAUUUUCCCCACGGAAUGAUUGCUACUUAACGUCUGAAGGUCUGACGGCAGCCUUGGAAUCGCCUGAACUACAUCGGAUUUACUCGGAACAGACCGCUAGAUGUAUAUUGCGCGUAAAUGAAUUAGACCAUAUAAGAGCGAGCGAUAAAGUGCUAUAUCUGCUUCUGAAGCGUCUUGAUGGCCAGAAGGUCGAUAAUCUCAAUGCGAGGCUCCUCUCCGAGUCGUUGGUUCUGUUCACGCACAGCGUCAAUAACUUUCGCCUGGCGUCUCAAAUGGUUCGCAAUGCCACUUAUCGCACCAGCUUGAGCAGCCACGUACAGAACACCUUUGACAAGAUCUCUGAAGAGGCCAUGGAGGCGACCACUAAAGGCAGACUGGACCUCAUACGCAGCGCCAAUGUGGUGCCCACAAAAAAGGAGCUCCAAAACCUAUUGAAAACCCGUGGAACUGGUAGCUGCAUAAGGGAACCGAAAUUACCCGCUGAACCAAGUAAGGUGCCACCAAAUCAGCUGCAGAUCCGUUCAAUCAACAUCAAGGGUCAGGAAAUUCAAUUGGCAGAUUACGGAGAGGCUAUCAUUGAGCACAUCUCAAACGCGGAGAGUUUCGAGAAUCUUAUCACCAGCAUUGCCGAGCACUGGGAGCCGGACAUGUGCAAGCUGAUGCUCAAAAUGACGCAGACCUUUGGGGAAACUACCAGAAAGGAGUUUUGGAUCAAGUACCACUUACCCACGGAAUCGGUGCUCUAUCAGAUCAUUCUGCACACACUGAAACGCCAUUCGAGCUUGGACUACAAGGAAGUAUCGCAGGCAUUGCCCGAUAUUCUGAGAAGCGUGCGCUGCUAUUUCGCCUCUUGCAGUCCCAACUGUCCGCCAGAAUUUCUGAAGAAAUGCCCCAAGUGCGUGGGUUACUACAAUGAGGGAACGUGGCAUGAUGAUACAUCUGAUAUCUGACCGGAGAUUUAAUUUGCCUUAUUUAUAACAUGCUAAGCAUUUGAACAUGUUUAAAACUGAUUUAUAUAUUUUUUCUUAACGCGCGUACACUUUUGGGUAUUGCUUUUGAUUAGCUGUCCUGCAAGAAUAUAUAUAUAUUGUAUUCAUGGAUUGUAUUUGCAACCAAAUGUGUACCAUAUCCAAUUAAAGAACGAUAUUUAACCA